CUUAGUGAGUUCAUAAUAUUGGAGUCUAAUAUAUUUAUUCGUCUCCGGCCAUGCAGACUGGGCACUCGUUUCGAUCUGCUUCGAUCUGCAGCAUCGAACAUAGGAGUAUACCCACCAUUGUGUUUUGAGACGUCCCCCUCGCCUUGCCCAUCCUCUUUUUGGCGGGAAUUAUCCAUUUCAGCUUCCACGUGUCCUAGGUAGUAAGUUACGGAUAUGCAGUCGGGUAAAAGCUGCGAUGGAGUCCCUCCGAUACCUCCAGUACGAAGGGGUCCCCCAUCCACCACCAUCAACCAAAACACUUCUGACAGAGGAACGGGGAAUUUUCAAAAUAUCCACUGUGAGGAAAUGACAGUCAAUCAAAAGAUAAUUAACAAUCACAACUUCUUCACGAACAAUACAAAUGGUGUAGAAUAUGUUUCGGAUACAGGUAAAAAACUUGAGGUUGACUUCACCCCUUUAAUGAGUGCAGCUGGGAAGGGAAAUCUGGAUUUGGUGAAUAAAGACAUUAGGAGUGGUGCCGAGGUCAACUACGAGAAUAGGCGGGGAUUGACAGCUCUGAUGGCAGCUGCUCAGAAUGGUUGCCAGCCAGUCGUGGAGAGAUUGUUGAGCUUAGGUGCUGAGGUUAACCACCAAGAUCAGAUUGGGUUCACGGCAUUGCUGUUAGCUGUCCAGAAUGAUCACCUAGGUGUGGUGGAUAGGUUGAUAAAGCACGGUGCAAAUGUCAAUCACCGAGAGAAGCGUGGAUUUACAGCUCUGAUGAUUGCCACACAGAAUGGUCUUCUCAAGGUGGUGAAGGAAUUGCUAAAGUAUGGAGCGGACAUUGAUCAUCAAAACCAGGAUGGUUUUACGGGAUUAAUGAGUGCAUCUCAGCAAGGACACCUGGAUGUGGUUGCCUUGUUAUUAAAAUUAGGUGCUCUGGUCAAUCUUGCUGAUCAGAAUGGCUCCACUUCACUGAUGAGCGCUGCCAUGAAUGGCCACUUCGGAGCUGUAGACAAACUAAUCAAGUUUGGUGCAGAAGUGAACUCUGCAAAUCAGCGAGGAUUUACAGCACUUCUUGUUGCCGCGCAAAAUGGUCACUUGGUCGCUGUCUUCAGGUUGAUCUCAUCUGGCGCUCAUGUGAACCACCAAGAUCAGGUUGGGUUUACUGCACUGAUGAUUGCUGGCCAAAACGGUCAUGUAGAUGUUGUCGAAGGAUUGAUGCAAUGCGACGUCGACGUGAAUCUCCAAGAAAAGCGUGGAUUCACUGCACUGAUGAUUGCUACGCAGAAUGGCCACUUGAAAGUGGUGCAGGUACUUCUUGAAAACGGAGCCUACGUCAAUCGCCAAAACAAGAAUGGGUCUACGGCACUCGUGAUCGGUUCACAGAAUGGCCAUCGCAACGUAGUGCGGAAAUUACUCGAAGUCGGGGCACAUGUGGACCACCAAAAUCAGGAUGGUUUUACCGCUCUGAUGAGUGCGUCAUGGAAUGGUCACAUUGGUGUUGUUGAAGAACUAUUGAAGCACGGUCCGAAGGUUAAUCAUCAGGACAAGAAUGGCAACACCGCCCUUGCCUAUGCCGCUUGGAGAGGACACAUUAGCGUUGUGAAACACCUUGUCAGCAAUGGUGCCAUCCCGAACAAGAAACCUGUGAACAUUGCCCAUUUAAAGGGACACAAAGAGGUGGAGUACUAUCUGAUUAGUCUCUCGAGGGCCCAGUGAUGGCUGUAGUGUUAUCCUCAGCAAGAUGGAGUUACACUCUGUGCCCAGUGGACCAGCCUUGUCCUGUUACCCAAGGUGAUGCGAUUUGAAAGACUAAAUUGAGUGCCUCAGGAGUCUAGAUGGAGUCAAUUUGUUAAUUGGUCUGUGAAUGAACAUAAGAAAGUGCCUCUAAAUUGUGGACAAUGAGACACCCGCCGUCUGCUAACAUGACAGUCUCUAAGUGUUUACAAUUAUUUCAUUCCAUGAAGUUACCGAAUGAUUUUGAUAGGAAUCAGACACAUUUAUCAUCCUGCGCUGGCUGACCAGAUGCCUUAGACUUGGAAUAUUAUUUUCUAGUGAACAAGAAUCGUCUUGUAAUACCAAUACAGUCAGUAUUUCUUUUGAAGCCUUCCUGUAUUAUUUGUGAAUUCUUGUUUUGGAGCGUUCAAAAAAUUAUGUCGAAUUUUCGGAGAGCUUUGUUUGGGGAGGG
Messenger RNA from Lineus longissimus, 2167 nucleotides. RefSeq names its product ankyrin repeat domain-containing protein 29-like. Gene Ontology annotation, molecular function: protein binding. The coding region runs from base 214 to 1698 and encodes 494 amino acids. Lineage: Eukaryota; Metazoa; Nemertea; Pilidiophora; Heteronemertea; Lineidae. The transcript is spliced from 16 exons. The record is from RefSeq and is a predicted model, not a curated record.